GCCCAGCGCGGACCUAAGCUUCUCGGAGCGCUCAUCAUUCGCUCUGGAGCGCCUGGACACGCUCACAGCAUCGUCAUCUGGGCGACAGCAUGCAUCUGGAGACGCUGGAUUGUUUGUGGGGUUCGGUGGCGGGGCAGGCGGGCCGCUGACGGCCGCGCAUGACUCCGGCCUGGCACCCACUAUUUGCUUGUGGGACUCGCGGCUUGUCUCCUUUGACGUCUCCCGCCUGUUGGCCGAGGCGCACCGCGGCCGCCACCAGCCGCAGACACUCUCGGCGCAGCAGCCACAGCUGUCUCAUCAGGAGCUGCUAGGGGCGCAUCAGCACCUGCCACGGCUGCAGAUGCACCUAGGGGGCGCAGACGGCGUCACACCCCGGCUGCAGCUGCAUGCGCCGCUCACGCCGCCGGAGCUAUGGGCGCCGCACGUGCUGCCAGGCGCACCCCGCCCGCUGCAGCCGCACCAGCCGCACCAGCCCCCUGCCCCCGCCGGCCUCCCCGCCACGCCUGCGCCCGCGCCUGCGCCCGCCCCUCCGGCCCCCGGCGGCCCCGCCCCCGCCCCGCUGCGGUGCGGCAACCGCGGCAACACCUACCAGCCCAGCCGGCGCAAGCGGGUCAACCGGCAUGGGCUGGAGAAGCGGCUCAGCACACCGCAGGGCCGCGAGGUGUUGCUGCGGCGGUUGCGCAAGGGCCGCUGGCGCAUCACGGUCGACUCCUUCCGCUGAGUGUGAGCGCCGGAGCCGGUAUGGAGCAGCAUUGGAGUGUUGAGCCGAGUGCCGGGGCAGUGCCGGAGCGGAGCAGGAGGGAGCAGCGCCGGACGGGGGCCGGGGGGCAUCGUGCCGGGGUGGCAGGGUAGGUGCGCGCGUGGGGCCGUGGGCUACGGCCGUGAGGGUUGGGGCGGGGGUUUGCAGCCCUAGACGCAGCCGGGGUGGAGGCAGGGGGGCACAGGUGCCAGAGCCGAGAGCCGGCUUGAGGGAGCAGUGCCGGAGCCCAACAAGGCGGAGUGGGAGGGAGCAGCGAUGGACGAGAGCCGGAGGGAGGUGGUGCAGGUUUGGGCAGGUCAGAGGGAGGUGGUGCAGGUUAGGGCAGGGCAGGGCAGGCACGCACGCACGCACGCUGGGUUGUCGGCUCCGCCUGCUGCGGCCUGCGGAGUUGCAGCGCAAAGCGCAGAGCGAACGAGGGGCAGGUCCCGUGAGGGGACAGGCGUGCAGUGGUGGGGCACCUACCCCAGGGGCACAGAGGACUCCUGAGCAUUGAGCAGUGGGCAGGCCCGGUUGUGCGGUAGUCGUGUGAAUUAUGCAUUGGAUAACGUGCGCGCACGGAGUGCGGCUGAAGACGAAUGUAAUACGGGUUCAGU
Molecule: messenger RNA, 1353 nt
Organism: Chlamydomonas reinhardtii
Lineage: Eukaryota; Viridiplantae; Chlorophyta; Chlorophyceae; Chlamydomonadales; Chlamydomonadaceae
Exons: 3
Coding region: 341-721 (126 amino acids)
Biological process (GO): translation
Cellular component (GO): ribosome; mitochondrial large ribosomal subunit
Molecular function (GO): structural constituent of ribosome
Source: RefSeq, a predicted model, not a curated record